AACGGUCCUGAAGGCGGAGGGAAAAUUAAUAGUACACGCAUGAUCCCAAAGUAAAUACAUACAGAAAAAAUGCGCCAGUAAUCGCAAUUGGAACUCAAAGAGACAAAGACGGUUGGUUUACUUUUAAACACAAUCCAAACCCCUAAUACCUCUCUCUCUCUCUCUCUACAAUCUUUGAUCGUAGUUGCAAGGCCGAUUGCGACACUCUAUCCGGUGCGUAGUCGUCGAACGGCUCACCGGAUCUUUUUCUGGCGAGGUAAGGCUUCUAUGUGAACUGGUCCUGAUUGCCCUGAAAAAGUUAGGUUUUCUGUUUAUUUAAAUUAAGAUCCGGUAAUGCUUAAUUUGGGAAGGGAUAAUGUGCCUUCGAUUGGUAAUUAGUGGUUAACGUCUUAAUUUAUUGAAAAUUGGGAGGUUAAUUGGAGUUAAUGUAUGAGAUGGAAGAGAGGGUUGGAUUUGUGAAGAAGAAGACUUCUUCAGGUUGCUUGAUUAUAAAGAAGAAAGUGGAUGGGAGUGGCGGGGUUAGGGCUUCGGGGCCGAGAAAGGUUUUCGAGCCGAAUAAGGAGAGGGAAAGGCGGCAUUUGGCUCGCAGUGAGUCGGAGUCGAGCGAGGAGUUGUUAGAGCCGUAUCGGACGGAAGUUGUUUCCGGAACUGAUAAAGUCCGUAAAGCUUCAGUUGUGUGUCAUGGGGGCCGCGUGGGAGAUAGCAAGUUUGGUCGGAAUGGGGAAAUUUGGAGUGAGAGGAAGAGAAGUUUAGAUGUGUCUGAGUUAAAUGAUCGUGAUUGUAAUAGUGGAAAGAGGACGAGGCAGGAGGAUAGGUUUAAGAGUGACAGGAAGUUUGAGACAGGAUCCAUUAGACAUGUCAAUGGGCAGAAGUAUUCGCAUUUUGAUCGUAAUACAAGUAACUUAUCAAGUGGGACGGAAGAGGUGAAUGGGUAUUCGGCUAUGAGUAGGUUUGAGAUUGAGGAUGGUGAAGCUCAUCAACCCAUGUCUUCCUUGAGACAGAAGUGCCAACUAGUGUCUCAUGAUACUAUCAGGUUGCAGGGUAAAAAUGGUGUUUUGAAGGUGAUGGUGAACCAAAAGAAGAAGAAGAUGGAACCGUUUCACAAAUUCUAUGAACAUCCAUUCGAAUUUGAGGAAAGAAAGGGUUCUAGGAUAGAACCGCUUCACAAAUUCUAUGAGCAUCCGUUCGAAUUUGAGGAAAGAAAGGUUUCUAGGCAUGAAAAAGAUGUAAAGAAUAACGUACUUCCCGAACCUUCGAUUUACUUGGAUUCACAACGCCCUGAGAAAACGAUUUCAAUUGCUAGGACAGUGAAGAAUGAUAUAAAAUUACGAAAACCACUUUCCAUUAGUCCUGGGGUUGGAAAUUCAGAAUCGGACGACAGUGAUAAGUUACUGAGGCUGGGACCCACAAGCACACAAGAUUGCAGCUCUUUGAAAGGGAUAGAGAAGAAUGGAGGGAAAUCUCCAUUGGCUGAAAAGAUAGCACCAGUUGAAGGAAAGGAAGGUAAAGCCAGACGUGGUUACGGGACAGAAAAGCAAUUAUUGCGUGACAAGAUAAGGAGUAUGCUUGUGAGUGCUGGCUGGACAAUUGAUUAUAGACCCAGAAGGAACAGAGACUAUUUAGACGCUGUGUACAUUAAUCCCAAUGGAACAGCGUACUGGUCCAUUAUCAAGGCUCAUGAGGCUUUUCAAAAGCAAUUGGGAGUAGAAGCUGUCGAUAUAAAACCUAGUUCUCAGUUUACUCCAGUGCCAGAGGUAUUACUUAGUAAAUUAACCAGGCGAACCCGGAAGAAGAUUGAAAAUGAAAUGAAAAUGAAGCAAAGAGAAAGUUGUGAAGGAGUUGACAUCGAAGAGUCUGUAAAGGGCAUCGACGGUGAUAAAGGUUAUGAGAAACUAAGUUUUGUCAGGGGGCGGAGUGGUAAUUCACAGAAUGGGAGAUCGCAUGAAGUCACUUGUGCAAGUGGAGAUGAUUCGAGUGAUACUUUAUACAAAGGAUCACCCAAGCAGGAGGGGGCUGAAAAAUUAUGCAUUGCAUCCAAUUCUGGUAUUAUACGAGGACGAAAAUGUCAGAACAUUGGCGGACGUACGUUGUUGAUUCGAAGUUGUGAUAAGGGGUUAAAUUCAGAGCGCGAUGGCUAUGUUCCGAAUAUGGGAAAAAGAACACUGCUUUCAUGGCUUAUUGACUCUGGAGUGGUGCAUUUAAGUGAAAAAGUGCAGUACAUGAACCAAAGACGGACAAAGGCAAUGCUAGAGGGCUGGAUCACAAGAGAUGGCAUACAUUGUGGUUGCUGUAGCAAAAUCCUAUCAGUUUCGAAGUUUGAGAUUCAUGCCGGAAGCAAAUUGCGUCAGCCGUUCCAAAACAUCUAUUUGGAGUCUGGUGUUUCCCUUUUACAAUGCCAGAUUGAUGCAUGGAAUACACAGGAGGAAUCCAGACGCUGUGGUUUUCACACUGUCGACAAGAUUGGUGAUGAUCCAAGUGAUGAUACUUGUAGCCUCUGUGGUGAUGGUGGGGAUUUGAUGUGUUGUGAUGGUUGCCCUGCAACAUUUCAUCAGAGCUGCUUAAUCAUAAAGAUGCUUCCCCAUGGUCAUUGGCACUGUCCGAACUGUACAUGCAAAUUCUGUGGCAUUUCUAGUGAGACUACUGCUCCUGGGAAUGGUAAAACAGUCUGUGCACUUCAGACAUGCAGCCUGUGUGAGAAAAAAUAUCACAAAUCCUGCAGUCAGGAGAUUGAUGCUUUACCUGAUGAUUCAAGUUGUUCAACCACUUCCUUUUGUGGGCAGGAGUGCCUAGAGCUCUUUGACAAUUUACAGAAGCUUCUCGGGGUCAAGAAUGAAUUGGAAUCAGGAUUUUCAUGGUCUCUCAUUCAUCGGACAGAUCUAAACACGGAUACAUCACACUGUAGUUUCCCACAAAGGGUGGAAUGUAAUUCUAAGCUAGCUGUUGCACUCUCGGUUAUGGAUGAGUGCUUUUUGCCUAUCGUUGACAGGAGGAGUGGAAUCAAUUUAAUCCAUAAAGUUCUCUACAACAGUGGAUCAAACUUCAAUCGGCUGAACUAUAGUGGCUUUUAUACUGCCAUUUUGGAGAGGGGUGAUGAAAUCAUUUCUGUGGCCUGUAUCAGGAUCCAUGGGACCCAACUAGCAGAGUUGCCAUUCAUUGGGACACGCCAUAUGUAUCGACGCCAAGGGAUGUGCCGUCUGCUUUUUCGUGCUAUUGAAUCGGUGCUCUGCUCUCUCAAAGUUGAGAAAUUGGUUAUACCUGCCACCUCUGAGCACAUGCAUAUAUGGACUGUAGUUUUUGGUUUCAAUCCAAUUGAGGAGUCCCACAAGCAACAAAUGAGAUCCAUCAAUAUGUUGGUGUUUCCGGGUACAGAUAUGUUACAAAAGCUGCUAGUGGAACAACAAAUCACUGAUGGGAAUGUAGCUAUAUACUCAGGUAAAAAGUGCGGUCUAAUUCAACACAAUCAUCAUCUCAUGCCUGUUGUGGCAAAAAAAUCUGAGGUGGAUUCCUCUCCUGGUUAUGAUCUCAUCAUUUGUAAGGAUUCUGGUUCAGAUGAGAUGAAUAACAAUGCUGCUCCUGAAACUUCCAAUUUGCCAUUCCCAGCUAUUAUCUCAGAUGAUAGUGCUUGUAGAAAAACUCUUCAUCUGUCUGUAGAAAAAUUGACUGAAUCUUAUGCUGAAUCAAAGUGCCCCACGUCAUCAGAUGCAAACUAUGUUCACCUUAAGAUGGAAAGCUAUGUAUUGGAUCAAUGAAGUAAUGGUUGUAAGUCUUCUGCGCAGGGGGUCAUGGAUGAUGUUCAUGAAACUGAUCCCAAUGUUUCUUUUAUUGAACAAGUUUCUGAUCUCGUGGAUGAAACUUCAACUGUGAAUGUGGAGAGAUCAAGGGAGAUCAAAAUCUUUUUUCCUUUUCCAUUGUGAAUGGAGCUGACGAAAUGCAGUUUAACUCUGAUUUUAUUCCUAAAAGCAGUUGAAUUAGAAGGAUGAAAACCGAUCAUUUGAAAGGACAAGUUUCUUUUGUUGGACCUUUUCUGGUUUCUGCAGUUGGGAUUUAUGCACAGGGCACUCAGGCUGUGUUCAGAUCACGGAUUCAGGUAUAUCUUGAGUUUGGGUAGAGUUUUGUGUGACAAUGACAGCACUUGAGACUGGAAUCCUGUUUCUGUUAGAGACAAAUCUGACUUGAACAUGCUAAUACCCUUGAAAUGCAACAAAUACCUCUGCUGAACCUGUUCUCACUUCUUUGGAUCUGCUUUUUAACAGAGAUUGCAACCGAGGAAGUCAGACGAAGAUGCUUUGUUUUGACUUUCCAUGUAUCUGAUAGUUGUACUUGUAAUUUACUCUGAUUGGAUUCAUCAUAGUGCAAACUGCAAGGGAAGCCGAAUUACAUGUGGAUUCAGAAGCCGUGUUUGAAGGAAUUCCUUGUCAGAUAAAUAUUUGAUCUUGUACAGAUUGAUUGGCAACAAAUAAUACAUGUUACAUAAACCAAAUGAUCGGGACACAAGGUUUGGUUUGGUUAUUUCGUGCAAAUUGAGGGACCAAUGCCAUUUGGAUCUCCUUUUCCGUGAUAUUAUCAUUGGCAGCAGGUUGAUUAGCUUACCGAUUGAAGGCUUUGCCCUCAUAGUACCAAUAAAAUGCCAUGGUUCACUGGGGAAAUUCUUGCAACCUGUGCUGCUGCUAAGUAUGAGAAUUUGGGACUUCAGAUCCAAUACAAAGCACGGGAGAUCAUCUAUCCCAGCAGGCUUGAAGAGGUUUGGAAAUGUGUCCUUUGCUGUGAUUUGCUAUUUAUUGGGAAAGGUUUGGGAAUCAUAAGACCGAAAGUUGAAGCUGGCCCUGUUUUAACAUUAAUCAUGUAUAUGCGUAGAGUUUGAUCGACAACAACUUUGAAUGAGCUUCUCUUGUGUGUAUAUUGGAUCGAGUUUCUAUUUACUGUUCCUUGUAACUUGGUUGUUACACUGACGGGGAAGGCAAUUUCUUAGGUCCUGAAACUUGCAUCAUGAUUUGUGUAGUUCGAUCAAGUUUUGGUUGUAUAUAUGAUCAAGUGUAAAUUACUCUGUUCACCGUACAUAGAGUACUUUUUAACAUCACAAAA
Messenger RNA from Rhododendron vialii, 5082 nucleotides. RefSeq lists its product as uncharacterized. The record is from RefSeq and is a predicted model, not a curated record. NCBI's taxonomy places the organism in Eukaryota, Viridiplantae, Streptophyta, Magnoliopsida, Ericales, Ericaceae. Gene Ontology annotation, molecular function: transcription corepressor activity. The transcript is spliced from 8 exons. Gene Ontology annotation, biological process: negative regulation of DNA-templated transcription. Bases 426 to 3749 code for a protein of 1107 amino acids.